This is a messenger RNA of Magallana angulata, 4602 nucleotides long. RefSeq lists its product as uncharacterized. The transcript has 15 exons. The record is from RefSeq and is a predicted model, not a curated record. Lineage: Eukaryota; Metazoa; Mollusca; Bivalvia; Ostreida; Ostreidae. Bases 394 to 3300 code for a protein of 968 amino acids.
AAUGAGUCUCUAAAGGACGUGCAAGUAACAUUCCAUAACAUUACUUGGAAUGAAACAGAACACGAAUCAGUAGCGGGUAUUUUUCGAUACGACCCUACUGUGAACCUGAUUUGUUCCUUCACCCCUUCUGAUGAUGACUCCCUGCUCUACCACAUUGACUGGUACGUCGAUAACGAGACUGUGAUCCAAGGACAGACCGUCGACAAGUCGUCAUUAGAUGACGCUAUUCUCUCCGCAGCGGAUAUAUACGAGGCGGGAAAAAAGAUUAAUUCGUGGAUCCAUUGCGUUGUAGGUCUUAAGAAAUCUGCUAAUAAACUACCGUGAUCUUACCAGUCCAGUUUAUUGUUUUUUGCAGGAAUUGAGAUAUUAAACCAUACCCUUACAAUUGAGAGAAUGGGGACGUCAAAAUUGCAAUUUCGUCCAACCAUUCCAUUUGCAUCUCAGACAAUACAAUUUCAAGUCGGUGAUCAAUUCGCUUCGCCUCUCUACAUACAGUUGUCAUUUCCUGGAAAUAUUCAGGCACAUUGCACCAAAAAUACGUAUGGGUCCGUUCACGAUUGUUUUCCGGCAAUAGAGAGCUUUACAUUUAACGAGAGCCAUAAGUAUGAAGAUGAAAUCAACUGGUACAAGAUAUAUGAGAUAGACGUAUUUAAUUCGGAUGGACUCGGUUAUUACAUGCAAAACAGCAAGCUCGUGUUACGACUUGAAACGAACAGUGCAAAAGGCGAAGGCGCUAGAAUAUUUUCGGAUGUUGUGUUCCAUGAUAUACACAUAAAUGUUGUAGAUAAAGAAGAAGCUUGGAAGGGAAAGCGAUGUAGUUCAUAUGCUGACCCACAUCAAAAAACAUUUGAUGGAUAUCGAUAUGAAUGUCAAGACACAGGCUGUGUCACUGGAAAGACGUAUAUAUUUUAUCGAAAUACUGACCAUUUACAAGAGGUACAAGUCCGUCACGAGAAUUGCUGGGGUAGACCUCGUUGCAUCUGCGCAGUGGCAGUUCGAUCAGGACAGGAUGUGUUCACCAUCGAUGCUUGUUAUCGGAGGCAGUAUAUCAACUUUCCUAUCUGUAACGAAAAUUCUCUAAAAGUCAUCAAAGAAACAGACAAAGUUUACAAGAUCAUACUCCCAACAGGAACGUCUGUGAAAGUUUUUCUCUACAACUACGGGAGUUCUUCCUGGUACAUAAACGUAGAAGUUUACCCCACGGUUUCUGAUGUUGAUAGAACGUCUGGACUGUGUGGAGUACUGGACAAUGAUAGGACUAAUGACCUCCGCCGACGGGACGGAACCCAGGACAAUAUAUACUCCUAUAGCUACUACAAUCCACCCGAUGAUUUCUCCCUAUCAUGGCAACUUCCAGACGGUAGCACAGAAGAUCUAUUAUCAAAAUCGCAAACAGUAUUCGAUAACUUGACACCUUUGUCUACUUAUUUUCACAAACUCUGCACUUGCGAUAAAGGGAAAACAUACUGCAGCUACAAACAAUACAGUGACUGCAAAACCAAAAGCAGAGGUCGCGAGUACCACUGUGUAUUACAUAGCAGCUCAAGGAGGAAAAAAAGAGACCUCGAGUUUUUCACACAAUUUCAUGGAAACAUUGAUGUGAAUACAGAGGAUAUCGGACGAAUGAAAAGACAGGCGUUAAAUGAAGUGGAUGCUUAUGACAUUUGUAACAAGGCGUUUCAACAGUCAACAUACUACGAGACCUGCCUCCAAAUUGUUCCCAACUUCAGCAAUGAGACUUUAGUCAACUGUAUGAACGAUCUUGUUAUGACCGGAAACCAUAAUCUUACCCAGUUACACCUGGACACUGCCCUUGGACAAUGUCAAACCUAUAUUCUGCUUAACUCUACGCUAGUGGAUGAACAUCCUGAUGUCACAUUGGUUAUUGUCAAUUUAUGUCCAAAUAACUGCAGCAACAGAGGUGUAUGUUUAUCAGGGAACUGUACCUGUGAUUAUGGGUUCGGAGGAAGCGACUGUUCCUUUGACGUGUUAUCUCCUCCAACAAUAACAAGAUUAUCCGGUGAUGGUGUUUGUGACAAAUCCUCGGAAUCUUGUGAUGAUGUCACUCUCUAUGGGCAUUAUUUUUUGGAGAACAUGGGUACAACUUGCUAUGUGACCAGGGAAGAGAUUGAUGAAAACAAUACUGUAAUAUCCCGGACCUCGUACACGGUAGAAUUACAAGAAAGGACCCUUUAUGAAGGAUUCUGUAGUCUUGAAUACGGUCCAGGAUCGACGUUUUAUACUACUUUCCAUUUUAAUAUGUCUAAUGAUGGAACUCAAUUCUCGCCUCUGUAUACUGUUUACGUAUACCAAUCUGCUUGUCAGACGUUUCAAAACAUUUCCGGAAACAUCAAAGUUACUCUUCAGAGCGGUUAUUGUUUUAUAAAUGGAACUUGUAUACAAAGUGGGACAUUAAAAAGUAACGACAGCUGUUGGCGAUGUUUGGCCUUAUCCAAUGCAUUUGACUGGACAUGGGACUGCACCAACACAGAAGCAACAUACAUGUCAACAACAAUUUCCUCUCCAGCACCGUCUUCAACAUCUUCCUCAACAAUUGGACCUCUGUCGACAUCAUCACCAACAUCAUCCAUAUCAAAAUCAACAACAUCAUCCCUAGCAACAUCACAGUCAACUAUACCGUUAUCAGGAACUUUAUCCCAAACAACAGGUUCACCUCUAUCGAUGGCACCUACCACUUCAGCCACUUUUAGUGUGCAGACCACGUCUUCAACAACACAGGAAAGUACGACAAAAAACGUUGGAUCUCAAGAGUCUGUAUCGACUUCAAAACAACCUGGUACAACUUCCUUAAACGGUAUUGUUACAUCUGCUGCUUUGUCUACAACUUCAACCCUACCAACAACGUCUACUGUGAAGGGUUUGACUUCUGGAACAACUAAGACCUUGAGUAACGCUGAUGAUGAAGCAACAAACAAACAGACAAGCCAGGUAGAAGGAUUGUCGGCGGUAGCUAUAGGUCUCAUCGUUGCAGUUGCUGUUGUAGUUGCUGUUAUUGUUGCCAUUGCUGGAUAUAUGAUCAAACAAAUGAAAACGAAUGAUGAUGAGCACAAACCUCUUGACAACUCUAUAGAAGAUAACGUGAACAUUUACCCAGACAGCAACAGAACGAUGGCUAACAGGGGUAACUUUAACCCCACUGACCUCCUGCAAUUUGACUCCCCAGCCGACAAGUUCUCGAGACCACCAUCAGCAACUUCUACGAGAUUGUUGCCUCCCCAUCAAGAUUUCAGGAAAAUGUACGAUCAAAGUCAUCUCGACAAACUAUUUGGCGCCAAAUGAUAAUAAAACUAUAAAAAAGAAAAGAAAACAUUCUUUGUAAAUUCAUGAAUAGCCAUGUAUUUCGACGACCGAAUUCAAGGAUUUUGUAGAUGGAAAUAGUUGUGAUAUGUAUAUAUCAUAUAUCAUGUUUGUUAAAGAAUUAAUAAACAAGUAAGAUUUCAAUAUAUGUACAAGCGUAUUUUUAUUUAUACUUUAAACGUUGGUUUUCUUUAUGAUGAUUAUUCAUCCUAAAAUUUUUUAUGAAAAGUUAAUACUUAAAGAAAUUCGACUAUUCUUUAAUAUUCUAUUAACCAUUUUAUUGUAUGUAAUAUCAUAUGAAGCUUUCUUUUCAAUAAAAAACAGUAACAAUAUAUUUCAUAUCUUUUUUUCAAAUUUCAAUAUACUUCUGUUAUUAUCUUUAUCAAUUUCUGAUUAUUAAUCUUAUCUGCACGUUUGUUCGUCUGUCAGACUGUCUGUUUUUUGUUACGUUUAAAUUUUUUUUGACUUCUCGUACACUAUGGAACCGAUUUUAUCAUCCUAAACAAAAAGCAAUAUUUAGUGACGGACUUUUUUAUGACCCUCGUUUGAGUCUCUUGCCAAAUCAUUGGGCCAUGAUUAAACAAACCUAAAAUGUAAACAGUUUUGCAAUGUAAAACUGAAAAGUAGAAGUAAGCCAGUCUACAAAACUUUUGCAUUUAAUUAUGCCUUCACUCUUCUCUUUGUCUCCGAUUUGGGUGAGAGUUAUUUAAUUAUAUGGAAAGAAUUUAGUUUUAGAGCAAAACUAAGACUUUAAUGCGGUACAUCAUGCAAUGGUUAAGCUAGUUUAAGUUUUAUUGUUGUUUUUGGUUGGGCAGUAUACAUUAUUGCUAUUUGGAAUUAUAUUUUAUUGAAAUUAUUUGUAAUUUUGAUCGAAUAAAAUGUUCCUUUUUUGGAUACUUAUUCGAUGAGGUUCUUUUUGUGUAUAAUAAACAAGCAUAUCUGAAACUUGACAAUGCCUUGCAAUGACAUUAAUAAAACAGAUUUCGAAUCUUUUAUAAUGAAUAAAAUUAACUAUAGAAAGAUUACUUUUACCGAUAAAAUGUACUUUGUGGAGUGGCUUUGAGAAAAUCCUAUUGCAUAAUGAUAGCUAUUCAGUGUUUAUGCAUUUUAUUUGUCUUACCAGAGAAUGCGGAAUGAAAACAGGGAAAAGAAAGGCAUUAUUAAAGUACGUUUUAAUUUAGAUACAAUUCAACAUAUGAAAUGCAUUUUAAUUUGUGUUUUGUUUUUUAUAUUUACUUUUUUAAAGUUACAUUUCAUUUACAGUUAUAUUUUGUAAAACUCUUG